AUCCGGCCUCGAAGUAAUUGAUAAAAGAAAUAUUUAUAAUAAAUUAUCGGUAAUUGAUAAUAAAAAUUUUUUGACGGCUUUAAAAUAUUUUUAAGGAAUAUUUAAAGUUUUAGCAACGUGAUUGAAUAGUCAAGAAUUAAAGUCAUGUAAUUAUUUAUCACUAAAAAGGUAAAUUAGACUAAAUGCCGAAGUAUUUGAGCAUUUAAAAAUGGGUGAACUUCAAAGAACGAGUGGUACAAAAAUAAAAACUCCAGAGCCAUUGGAUUUUGAACCUGAUGCUGCGAGCUUUUAUGAAAAAGCACAAAUACUUAAAAAUGAACUGCUACUACAUGAAGCAGUAAUUAAAAAUGAACCAGAAGCUGUAAAAAAAGUUUUAGCUGAAACAGUGGAUGUUAAUUCAAGAAAUAAUUAUGGUCGAGCUCCAAUACAUUGGGCUGCAUCAAGAGGAAGUACAGAAAUAAUGGAAAUGUUAAUUAACGCUGACUGUGACAUCGAAGCAAAGGAUAAAUAUGGCAUGCGCCCAUUACAUAUGGCUGCUUGGUAUGGACAUCUAGAAGCUGUUAAGAUGCUGAUUGAUGCUGGUGCUGAUACAUCAGCUAUUAAUAAGAAGAAAUGUACACUCUUAAUGUGUGGAGCACGUGGGAAUAGUCCAAAAAUAAUUGAAUAUUUUACAAAAGCUAUUGAAAAUUUAAACAGUGAUGCAACAGAUUAUUUAGGAGCAACUGCUCUCCAUCAUGCUGCAAUCUCUGGACAUCCAGAUGUCAUAACUGUCUUGUCAAACAUUCCGGAAAUUAAACUAGACUCUACAGACAAAAAGGGACAGACUCCAUUACAUUACGCUUGUAGUGAAGGACACACCAAAGCUGUAGAAGUUUUUAUAAAACUCGGAGCUAACAUGGAUUGUCAUGACAAUGAAGGCAAUAGUCCUUUACACAUAGCUACAAGGAUAAGACAUACUGAAAUAGCACAGAUCCUUUUAAAAAAUGGUGCUAAUACUCAAAUUGUUGAUGAACAUGGAUUUGCACCUAUUCAUAUUGCUGCUAGUCAAGGAUGUAAAGGGAUUCUUAAUCUUAUUAUAGAUCAUAAUGAGAAUAUUAUCAAUAAACAAUGCAGAGAAGGAAAUACUCCUUUACAUUUAGCUUGCCAAAAUAAUCAAAUAGAAACUGUGGAAAUACUGAUAAAAAGAGGGUCAGACAUCAAUAGCUUUAACUCAAGACUCCAAACUCCAAUGCAUAUUGCUGCAGAAAUGGGUCACACUGAUGUUUGUAAACUUUUACUAGCAGCUGGUGCAAACAUCGAACAAAAAGAAAAGGGUGGACGUACACCACUUUUUAUAGCAGCAAAAGGAAGUUUCACAGCAAUUGUGGACAUGAUUAUAAAAACAGCAAGACUAGAUUAUCCAAAUAAUUUGGAUAAUGAAAAUGACGAAUCAAGUCUAUCAAGAAAAAAAUCUAUCAGAGAACAGUAUGGAAUAGUUGCAGAAAAUGUUCGUUUGAUGCUUUGGAGACUGGCACACAAACACUUUGACCCAGGAGAUUGGAAAAAGCUUGCUCUGCAUUGGGCUUUCACUCAGGAACAAAUUCAAGCCAUAGAACAUCAAUAUACUGGAGGAUCAAGUUAUAAGGAACAUGGAUACAGACUUCUGAUGAUUUGGGCAUCAAGUUUAUCACCAAAUAUACAAAUAAUCAAAGAACUACAAGAUGCUUUAUAUGCAAUAGACAAAAGGAAUAUUGCAGAUUCAAUAGCUAAGAAAUUCGAGCAAGCUAGCAAAGAAAAAUCCCAGAAAUGCUGUCAUAAAUGCACUCUCACUUAAAUCCCUCCACUGAGACUGAUAUUUUUUUUUAUUA
Messenger RNA from Chelonus insularis, 1847 nucleotides. RefSeq names its product ankyrin repeat and death domain-containing protein 1A-like. Gene Ontology annotation, molecular function: protein binding. The coding region runs from base 209 to 1813 and encodes 534 amino acids. Lineage: Eukaryota; Metazoa; Arthropoda; Insecta; Hymenoptera; Braconidae. Gene Ontology annotation, biological process: signal transduction. The record is from RefSeq and is a predicted model, not a curated record. The transcript is spliced from 13 exons.